GGCGCAGUGUUUAGAGCGCGGGAUUUCAUCCGUCACUGAUUUCCUGGGCGAAAUGACAGGCAUAACAGUUGUAUUUGUCUGCCCACUGACUAGUAAAUAUCGCCAUUCACUCACUAUUUCCUGAAAUUACUGUUUCUAUACCAGUCUCCCCAAGUCACAUAAAAAUGAGGCCCCACAAAUGGACACUGGGGUUUGCUGGUUGCCGUACCUUUAAAACAGCCAUAACACUAACCAGCGUUUUUCUCUUCUUUUUUCUGGUGCUGUUACAUGGGGUCAGAUGGAUUCAGCUCCGAGGAGUAAUUGGACACAUGGAGAAGCCCUUCCGGAUCUCAUUGGAACAUGUUGCUGAAGAACAGGGAACGGUCGCUGCCAUUGAUUCCUUCGCUAUUAAGAACUGCAGUCAAGGAAACCUGUCGGGACUGAAGAUGGCGCUGGACGGCGUAUUUAACUGCAGAAACGGUAUGGCGAUUAAACUGCGCCAAGUGUGCAAUUUCAUUCCCGACUGCGAAGAAGAAGAAGACGAAGGAGACUUGUGCAGAAAUCUGCCCCCUGGAUUUUAUUGCAUGUUUGAGGAGGGCAGUUGCGGAUGGGCGCUGAACCAUUUUCAUCCUCGGUGGCAAAUUGGGACCAUAGGGAAGUCGCCAGGCUCCGUGCUGUACCUGAACGUCAGCAACUCCAAAACUGCUGAGAGGGUCGUCCUGAGCAGUGUGUUGUUCCCCGUGCCCCUCAAGAACUCCUCAUGUGAGCUUCGGAUGUCAUUCCUGCUGAAGGGAUUUCUGCUGGGGAACAUCUCUGUGCUGCUUGUUGACAAUAAAACUGGGAAGACACGGACCCGGCCUCUCUGGAGUUUCCAAAACGGGGAAGGUUUGGGAGUCUGGCAGCACAUUGUUCUCUAUCUUAAGGAUGUUAUGGAGAGGUUUUGGCUUGAGAUCCAUACGUCGUGGUCCAAGGAUUCUGAUUCAAUUAUUGCUUUUGACAAUGUGUCACUGAGCCUGGGCUGUUACCUAACAAGUCAUGGAGAGCUGCCCUUGCCAACUGUCUCUUACCUUUCAAGCAACCUCCUAAUGGAGAGCAGCAACCAAAAGCUGAACGAGACAGAACCAGAGGAGCAGGAAGAAGAUGUGAGCUCAGGUCUCCACUCCAGCAGUGCAGGUUAUUGGCAUUUUACAACUUGUGGGGCCACUGGACCCUAUGGACCAAGCCAGAAGCUCUGUGAUGACACCUACAAGAACUUCAGUGUAGAGAUAGGAACUGGAGUGCUUAAAGGUGUGCAGAUGUGGAGAGUUCCAGAAACCAACACAUACAGGAUAUCAGGUUAUGGAGCAGCAGGUGGCAAUGGAGGGAAGACUCCUACAUUGGCUCAAGGCAUCUCCAUAAUUGGGAUCUUUGAGCUCCAGAAGGAUGAUCUCCUGUAUAUUCUGGUUGGACAGAAAGGAGAAGAUGCCUGCCCCAGGGCCAGUUCUGUUCUGCAGAUGGUUUGUAUUGGAGAAAACACUGAGAUUGAGGAUGAAUUGCGGAUUAACGGCAGCGUGAGCGAAUGGGCGGGUGGAGGAGGUGGUGGUGGUGGAGCAACAUACGUGUUCAAGAUGGAAAAUGGAAAGCCCGUCCCUUUACUGAUCGCGGCAGGAGGAGGCGGGAGGGCAUUCCGCUCCAAGGCCAAUAUAAUCCCUCCUGAGAGGCUGGAGAGCAAUUACACCAUCCCAGGACUGAAUGGGAAAUCUGGGGCAGCAGGUGGCGGUGGCGGAUGGAGUGAUUACACUGUUUUACCAUGGGCUGGCAAGUCCCUCAUGGAAAGUGCCAUUGGAGGAGAAUCCUGCCCCCAGGCCAUUAAGAAAUGGGGCUGGGAGACUAGAGGCGGAUUUGGAGGGGGAGGAGGGGGAUGUUCCUCAGGAGGAGGAGGAGGAGGGUAUAUUGGAGGAAAUUCUGCUGACGGUAACAACCCAGAAAUGGACGGACUGGAAGGUGUGUCCUUUAUCAGUCCCCGUGGGGUUGUCUAUACCCCUCCCUUAAAAGUGAUAGAAGGGCACGGGGAGGUGGAGAUCAAACUGCACCUUAACUGCAGUCACUGUGAGAUAGACGAGUGCCUCCUGGAUGCCGAGAGCAAGAGAAUCAUAUGCCUGUGUGAGCGCAACACAGUCCUGGCGGAGGACGGGGUCUCCUGCAUUGAUGAGGCGCUACUUCCUGCCCAGGAGACGCAUCUGUCGUUGUCGCUGGUUUUAUCAAUUGUGACGUCGGCCCUGGUGGCUGCUCUCAUACUGGCUUUCUCUGGGAUAAUGAUAGUGUAUCGGAGGAAACACCAGGAGCUACAGGCCAUACAGAUGGAGCUGCAGAGCCCGGACUAUAAACUCAGCAAGAUCCGAACCUCCACAAUCAUGACGGAUUAUAACCCCAACUAUUGCUUUGCUGGGAAGGUAACGUCUAUUGGCGAUCUCAAGGAAGUGCCCCGCAAAAAUAUUUCCCUUAUAAGGGGUUUGGGACAUGGGGCAUUCGGAGAAGUGUAUGAAGGGCAAGUGCAGGGUACUGCAAAUGACCCUAACCCUUUAAAGGUGGCAGUGAAGACACUUCCUGAGGUUUGUUCUGAGCAAGAUGAACUGGACUUUCUGAUGGAAGCCCUGAUCAUAAGUAAAUUCAGCCACCAGAACAUAGUGCGGUGCAUUGGUGUGAGUCUGCAGGCGCUGCCCCGAUUUAUUCUCCUGGAGCUCAUGGCUGGAGGGGACCUGAAAUCCUUCCUCAGACAGACCCGGCCCAGGCUGAACCAGCCUUCCUCCAUCACCAUGUUGGACCUAUUAAACGUGGCUUGUGACAUUGCCCAAGGCUGCAAGUAUCUGGAGGAAAACCAUUUCAUUCACAGGGAUAUUGCUGCAAGGAAUUGUCUCCUUACCUGCCAGGGGUCUGGAAGGGUGGCCAAGAUUGGAGAUUUUGGAAUGUCUCGGGACAUAUACAGGGCCAGCUAUUACAGGAAGGGGGGCUGCGCAAUGCUGCCUGUGAAAUGGAUGCCCCCCGAGGCCUUUAUGGAAGGAAUCUUUACAUCUAAGACUGACACGUGGUCCUUUGGAGUCCUGCUCUGGGAGAUCUUCUCUUUGGGAUACAUGCCCUACCCCAGUAAGAGUAAUCAGGAGGUGCUGGAGUUUGUAACAAGUGGAGGAAGAAUGGAUCCCCCAAAGAACUGCCCGGGACCUGUGUAUCGCAUCAUGACCCAGUGCUGGCAACAUCAGCCAGAAGACAGGCCAAAUUUCACCAUCGUGCUGGAGAGAAUCAACUACUGCAAACAGGACCCAGAUGUGAUUAACACUCCGCUGCCAGUGGAGUACGGCCCAGUGGUGGAAGAUGAGGAGAAGCCCCCUGUUCGCUCAGAUGACCCGGACGUUAUUCCACCACCCUUAGUUACACCAGAAAAGUCCAUCAAAGAUGACUUGCGGCCCCUACAUUUUCCCCCACCUGUUCCUCCCAACACCCGAGGGAAAAUACCAAAUAAAGUGCACACAGAGCCUCGUGCUCCAGCCAAAUCCAGGCCUGUGGUGGACGGCGGCCAUGAUAACAUGGUGUUUGCUCAGUCCAACUCCCAGUCAGAGCUUCACAGCAGGAACAAACCGACAAACCUCUGGAACCCGACCUACGGCUCUUGGUUUACUGGGAAAACAGUGGUGAAAACUCCUGCCUCUGCAGAUAAACCGUCCCCCGAAAUAGAGGACCCUGGAAAGCCAGGCUUAGGGAAUGAGGGGAACUGCACAGCUGCUAGUCUUGUUACUGGGAGUAGACUCCCUGGAUCCUCUGUUCUACUGGAACCAUCAACACUGACUUCAAACAUUCAGGAAGUGCCUCUCUUUAGGCUCCGCCACUUCCCAUGUGGCACAGUUAAUUAUGGCUACCAGCAGCAGGGCUUACCUGUAGAGUCUCCUGUGGCCCCGCCCCCAUGCCAACAAAAAGACUCCGCCCCUAGGAGUAAAAGUAGCAGUGUCCAGGAGAAACUCUAAUCUCAGAACCACAAGGCGGACUGUUCCACCAGGAGACUCUUUCUAGUAUCAUUCUUAUAGAGGAGAAGCCAAUACAAUAUUUUUUGAGGCAACGCUGUAUCGCCGCACGCAGCCACUCCCAUCACAUCUAUAGCGACUUCCCCAGCGCAUGACUCCGCCUGUGCUUCACCCGCAUCAUUCACCACAAGGAUCUCGUUUGGAUUCAACUCCCAGAGAUAAAAAAAGGGAAACCGCAGAUAGAAAAACUAUAAACCAUGAAUACCACAAAAACGAACAGUCUAAACAGGACUUCUCCUGAGGCCAAAGCCUUGUUUCUGUUGGUUAUUCUGUUAUGGGGAAAUUAAAGGGGAACUAUCGCGAAAAUUAAAAUUUAAAGGGAUCCUGUCAUCAGAAAACAUGUUUUUUUUA
Messenger RNA from Xenopus laevis (African clawed frog), 4382 nucleotides. It is a transcript of the gene alk.S, whose product is annotated as ALK tyrosine kinase receptor. The coding region runs from base 165 to 3974 and encodes 1269 amino acids. The record is from RefSeq and is a predicted model, not a curated record. The transcript is spliced from 25 exons. NCBI's taxonomy places the organism in Eukaryota, Metazoa, Chordata, Amphibia, Anura, Pipidae.